This is a messenger RNA of Helicoverpa armigera (cotton bollworm), 805 nucleotides long. Its product is annotated as ADP-ribosylation factor-like protein 3. Gene Ontology annotation, cellular component: cytoplasm; microtubule cytoskeleton. The transcript is spliced from 4 exons. The record is from RefSeq and is a predicted model, not a curated record. Gene Ontology annotation, molecular function: GTP binding; GTPase activity. NCBI's taxonomy places the organism in Eukaryota, Metazoa, Arthropoda, Insecta, Lepidoptera, Noctuidae. Gene Ontology annotation, biological process: cilium assembly. Bases 158 to 685 code for a protein of 175 amino acids.
UCGUUUCGUUUCCAUAGAAACGGCGACAUGUCAACAAAUUGAAAUUUCCUUCAAUUCACGCAAGUCGCGAAGAAAUAAUUUAAUUACGAUGAAAAACAUUGAUUUUUAGUAACAAAAACUUGAAUUGCACUUAGUCUAUCUUCCAAAGAUCUUCUCCAUGAUGGGCCUACUGAAUAUUUUGAAAAAGCUGCGGUCUAACCCUGACAAAGAGUUGCGUUUGCUACUUCUUGGACUGGACAAUGCUGGUAAAACGACACUCCUGAAGCAGUUGGCGUCAGAAGAUGUGAAUCAUGUCACUCCCACAGCGGGUUUUAAUAUUAAAUCAGUUUUAUCCAAUGGUUUUAAGCUAAAUGUGUGGGAUAUCGGCGGUCAGAGGAAGAUAAGACCGUAUUGGAGAAACUAUUUUGAAAAUACCGAUAUUUUGAUUUACGUAGUGGACUGUUCUGAUCACCAAAGACUGGAGGAAACUGGUCAAGAGUUAGCAGAAUUACUGGAAGAUGACAAGUUCGUGGUACCACUGCUGGUGUAUGCAAAUAAACAAGACUUGGCUACAGCAUUACCAGCCAGUGAGAUAGCCCAGCACCUAGGUCUGCACCUCAUAAGGGAUCGCACUUGGCAGAUACAAGCCUGUGUAGCUACUGAUGGCACUGGAGUCAAGGUGAGUAAGACUUCGCCCACAAAUUAGUCAAUGCCCACAAAAAAGUCGCUUUUUCUGUCCCUAUGUCCCAUUGUCCCUUUGUACGCAACUGAUUUUCAUGCGGUUUUUUAAUAGAUAGAGUGAUUAAAGAGAAGGGGUCUUACGUAU